Molecule: messenger RNA, 953 nt
Organism: Plutella xylostella (diamondback moth)
Lineage: Eukaryota; Metazoa; Arthropoda; Insecta; Lepidoptera; Plutellidae
Product: malate dehydrogenase
Biological process (GO): tricarboxylic acid cycle
Cellular component (GO): cytoplasm; mitochondrion
Molecular function (GO): L-malate dehydrogenase (NAD+) activity
Source: RefSeq, a predicted model, not a curated record
CUGCUAUCUACUUAGAUGACCAGACAUUAUGGUUUCCAACAGGAUGCAGACGUAGUCCUAAUCUGCGGCGGCCCCGGCGGGGGGCCGGGCCUGGCGUGCGAGCGGCAGCUGUUCCUACAGAACAUGGCGCACGUGCACGCCGCCACGCGCGCCGCGGCCGAGCGCGCGCCUCACGCCGUGCUGGCUGUACAGACUCCGCCGCUUGACUGCAACUUCGCGCUUGUCAUGCAUACGCUGAAACUCCUCAAGAAGUACGACGCGCGGCGAGUGCUCGGCGUGAACGCCAUCAGCUCCAUGCGGGCCAACCAGCUGCUGGCGUCCAUCACGGGCAGCGAGCCGGGCGCCGGCGCCGUGCCCGUCGUGGGCGGCGGCUGCCGCUGCACCCGCGUGCCCGUGUUCGCUAGUAAGGCUGCUGGGAUACCGAGGAAGCAACUGGAGCACAUGUCGGAGCUGGUGCGCGGGGCCGACGACAUCAUCUGCCGCGUGAAGGGGCGCCGCGAGGAGGCCCCCCUGUCCACCGGGUUCGCCACCGCGCGCUUCGUUACUAAUAUUGUUCAGGGCCUGUUCUCCCGUCCAACCACCAUAGACAGUGCUCUAGUGGAGCAAGGGUCCUCCGACAGCUGCUACGGGUUGGCAGUCUGCGCGACCCCGGUGACGGUGGGCGCCGCCGGGGUGCAGCAGUACAUGGUGCCGGCUCUUAGUGAAGCUGAGAAGGCGCUGCUUGAGAGCUCCAAAUGUGACCUGGAAGACCUGCUGUCCCUGGGCCGCUGCCACGCCACGGGAGAGCCGUACCGCCCGCCGCGCUGCCGCUACCAGCCCGCCAGCCUCGCCGGACUGUGCCCAGACUGUCUGAAGACGCAUGCCGUCGUGUGAUCUACCAUAUUCAAAUCAUGGAUGCUUAGGAAGAACGAAGUUGGGGACUUGUUGCAAUAAAUGGAAGUGCCUGACAUGUA